This is a messenger RNA of Dermacentor andersoni, 2121 nucleotides long. It is a transcript of the gene Start1, whose product is annotated as Steroidogenic acute regulatory protein-like. Gene Ontology annotation, cellular component: endoplasmic reticulum-endosome membrane contact site; lysosomal membrane; late endosome membrane. Gene Ontology annotation, molecular function: lipid binding. NCBI's taxonomy places the organism in Eukaryota, Metazoa, Arthropoda, Arachnida, Ixodida, Ixodidae. The record is from RefSeq and is a predicted model, not a curated record.
UCUGUCGGUCGGUCCGCCAGACGGCGCAGAAAUGUAAACAGGCGGAAUGACUGCUUGUCAGCUUAUCACAAAAUUCGGAGCCGCUAUGGUACUGAAAAUAAGCGUGAGUUUGCCUUAAGUGCUGGAACGGACGACGCCUGUGCCAAAUUUACUAUUGAAGGACGUGAAAGAAUGCAGGGACCAAGAUUCUAGUUUCACAAUGCAAAGUGGCUCUGGUGCCAGGUGAUAAGCACUGGCUGUGGACCAAGAAGUCUGAAUGGGGGCAGGGAAUUCGUCCCAUGAUGCUGGCUGCCCAAGGCCGGAGCCCCACUGGAUUCACUAUGGCUCCAUUAACCUGGAGGAUGAAGUGCCAGCCGAGGCGCUCAAAGUGGGGGCUUCUGUGGGGAAAAAGAUCUCUCCCGUGCGGAGGUUCUUUGCCUUACUGGCAACGUUUGAUGUCUGUUUCUGUUCCUUCCUCUGGAUUCUCUGUGCAAUGCUGCAGUACAAGUCAGUCAAACUAGUUUAUGAGAAAGAAAUCCUUGGAUAUGGAAUUUCAACAUCCUUGUUUGAUAUGUCUGUGCUAUCUGCCCUUCGUUUUGUGGUGCUGCUUUUGGCAUACAUUGUGUUUCGGUCGAAACACUGGCUUCUUGUCGCACUCAUGACCACACUGAGUGGUGCCAUUGUCAUCUGCAAGACCUUCCUGUAUGACUGGCAGGGCCAGUUAGCAGUGAACUCUGGUGUCCUUGCUGGAGUAUUGCUUCUUGUGACAUCAUUCGUGCUGCCCUGGGGGCAGGCCUGGUUUUUGGAUUUUCGUGUGGUGCCUAGCGAGAACCGGGCCUCGCAGCUGCUUGCACGUAUAGUCAAUGAUGCCUUCCCACCUGUUCCGUCGUCCGUUGGCCGAGGGAAUGUGCGCAGCGAAGAUGGUGGCACCACUUUUUAUUCACCUGAAAGCGGAUCAGAAAAUGAGUCUUUAGCAGGAGAUGAUGUCCAUGUUAGAAGUGAUAUUCAGCUACCUCAUGACCUGCGUGUCAGGUUUGAGCAGCCAGAGUGUGCACCAAAAUUGCUGGGCCCUGAGGAGCGUUCAUACAAGCGCAAAGCUGAGGAGGCCUUGGAUACAGCCUUGAAGAUCUUCCAUGAGAGCAAUUGGAAAACUGAAAAGAUGGACCACAACAGUGCCAUUCAGACCUGCCACCAUUCCAAGUUUGGCAAAGUCUACAAAUAUGCGGGUACACUGCCAGCACCUCCAGAAACUAUUUUGGACAUUCUAUUCAACCGAUUGGAGGAGCAAGUUCUGUGGAACCCUUCAGUGAAAGAAGCCAGGGUAAUAGAGAGCAUAGACAGUCAGACCGACAUUGUGUACAUACUUUCAGAUGGUGCAAAAGGAGUCAUUUCUUCUCGAGAUUUUGUGAACCUGAGGAUGUGGCAGAAGCGUGGAGAGUCCUACUUACUGUGUGCCAUCAGUGCCGAGCACGCCAAGCAGCCACCCAAGAAAACUGUCGUGAGCGCAUAACAGAGUGCACUCAUGCAAUGUAGCCACCUGCACAAGUUUGGACAGAAGGAUUCUAUCUACCUCUGCUCAUGAACAGUGAAGCAGCAUUGUAAGGAAAUGAAGGCUCAUUGGUGACAGAACCCCUAAGCAUAAUGGCUAAAACCUACUUCGAUGUGCAGACUUUGGCACCUGCAACUGCUUCUGUAGAAAGCUAUGGCCCCAUGUGUGAGUGGUUGUGACUGCAUUGUGUUUUUGAUAUUAAAGUGACGGUAGUUGAGAGUUCUAAACGACACUUGCUCUUGCCAUCUAUCUAUUCUGUCAUGCUGUGGAGUGCAUUAUUGUGCAGUGAUUAAUGUAUUGCUUAGCUAAUAAAUGGUAUGGGCACCAUAUGCAACAUUUGACAGCAGGUAAUAGCUCGAGACAGCAUUUUCUUCAAUUGUCUAUCCAUUAUUCAGGAGCAGACAUCGUGUCAUUAUCACAGUUAGGGGAGUUUUCACAGGGUUACAGGAGUUUAGCAUAACAUUGGGGGCUUUGUGGGUGGUCGGAGCUGCAGUAAAAUAGUUGAGAGCUAGAAGAAUUGCUGAAGCCUGCAGAUCUUUUAUAAGUGUAAAAACAUGUCUGGAACCAUUCUGUUGGUUUGAGCGGUUUUUGUA